AUGACCGCCAUAAGCGGGUGGGCAGACCAUCCCCCUCACCCCGGGGCCCCGCUGGUCAAUGCCAGCCUGGCCGCUGACGUCAUUGCUGACGUUGCAGCUGAUGUGGCGAAGAGCGGGGGCAUUCCCAGCGAGCCCUUGCUGGGCGCGUCGUGGAGUCCCGAUGGCAGAAAGUAUCUUCUGGCGCUCUGCUCCACUGGCGGGAUGUCCAACCAUCUCUUCUGUCUGGACGCGCCUAAAGAGUGUUCCUCCUCUGCCCUGCUCCCCUCCCUGCGCCCAUCCCUGCACCCCUCCAUGCCCGCCUCCAUGCCCGCCUCCAUGCGCCCGUGCGGGUAUGCCACCCAUGCAGAUGUCCAGCCAUCUCUUCUGUCUGAGAGAGUUCGCUCUGCUCGCAGGCGCUCUCAACCGAACUCUUGUGGUGCCCAUGGGGCCACACGAGCUGACCCUGCUGCUCUCCCUCUUGUUCCACGUGCCCUUCCUGCGCCUUCCUGUGCAACAAACCACUCCUCUCCUCACCUCCAUGCCGCGCCUCCUCCCUCUCUCUGUCCCUUUCCAGCCAACCCUGCCGCUGUCCCUCGUCUUCGACGUGCCCUUCCUUGUGCAGCAGAGAAAUCACAGUGCUUUUUUCCACCUCCCUUCCCCCUUCUCGCCCGCUGCUCGCCCCCUCAUGCACACCACCAGCUAACUCUGCCGCUCUCCCUCGUCUUCGACGUGUACAAGCAGUUCGUGAGUUACCCACCCGUGCUGCUGUUGCCGUGCCCCAUGUCCCAUGCCAUGACAUGUGUAUGCCACCCGUGCUGCCCUUGUCCUGUCCUGCGCGCCUGCUAUUGUCCCAAGACAGCCCUCACCCUCGACGAGUACAAGCAGUUCGUGAGUGCAGGCAGUGAUGCUGUUGCCAUGUGGAUGGGGAAAAUAGGAACGCUCUUUCCCUCUCUCUUUGUCUUCCCUUGUAUCUUCCCACUUCCCGCUCUUCUGCCCUCUCACCUCCUUCCCUCCUUCCUUCCCUCCCUCCUUCCCUCCCUCCUUCCCUCCCUCCUUCCCUCCCUCCUUCCCUCCCUCCUUCCCUCCCUCCUUCCCUCCCUCCUUCCCUCCCUCCUUCCCUCCCUCCUUCCCUCCCUCCUUCCCUCCCUCCCUCCCUCCCUCCCUCCCUCCCUCCCUCCCUCCCUCCCUCCCUCCCUCCCUCCCUCCCUCCCUCUCUCCCUCUAUGAGAGAGAAAACCCAAUGGCAGCACCACCUUCUCUCAUCCCCGUCCUUCUCCCCUUCCCUCCCCUCCCCCCCCCCCCCCCUCCCCCUUCUCCUCUCCCCCCUCAUUCAGCACCAAGAGGGCAGUUCAAGGCGAGCAAGGGGCGCAUCAGCCUGGCGAACGUGUUUGAGUCACCUGACCUGAGAAGUCGCCUCGAUAGCGCCCACUCCACCUCCCUGCUGACCCUCUCCUCUCAUACAGCACCAGGCGGGCAGUUCAAGGCGAGCAAGGGGCGCAUCAGCCUAGCGAACGUUGCGGUGCCGGCAGUGGAGCAGUGGACGUGGUCGGGCCUGCCGGACAAACACUCGCUGCAAGGUGGGUUGGGCUGCAGUGUGGUGUGGCCACCCAAACCCAUCACGGAUUCUGUCUUCUUCUGCAUGCUCGCCCCAAUGGACCUCCCAUCCCUGCUCCCUCGGUCCCUUAACCUUUUUCUAUUCCUUCCACCAUGCCCUCCCCCCAUACCUCCCCCCCCCCCCUCUUCCUCCCCUUCCCCAGCAACCCAUCACGGAUUCCAUCUACUUUCACAUGCUCUCCCCCAUGGACCUCCCGUUCCCUGCUCUGUGUCCUCUUCCCUUCCAUGCAUUCUCACACAUGUCCCCCUCUCCUCCCCACCGCCUGCCCUCUCCCCCUUCUCCCUCCAGCAACCCAUCACGGAUCCCAUCUUCUUUCGCAUGCUCGCCCCCAUGGACCUCCCGUUCCUGCUGCCCCCACCAUCGGGCAAGCAGAGGGGGAAGCCUAAGCCUGCCAAGGUGGUGCCGCGAGACACAUGCCUCGCGUCUCCCGCCAUCCGGUCCCUCUCUCGCUCUCGCCCACCCUCCCACCAGCACCCAUCGGACGGCUGUUUCCUGCCAGUCGACCAAGCAGCACAGUGCAUGCGUGCUGCAGCCAUCGCAGCCCGUCAUCCAUCGGACGGAUGUUUCCUCCCAAUCGACCAGGCAGCACAGUGCAUGUGCACAGCUGCUAUCGCAGCGCGUGUCCCUCUUGUCUUCCUCGCCACCAAUGCCCAGCCACACGAAGUAGCAGCCAUUGCAGCAACGCUUCUUGAGGCUCCUCAACAACAGCCAUAG
Closterium sp. Naga37s-1 is the source of this 2307-nucleotide messenger RNA. NCBI's taxonomy places the organism in Eukaryota, Viridiplantae, Streptophyta, Zygnematophyceae, Desmidiales, Closteriaceae. The record is from the annotation of a GenBank genome assembly.